AUGCCUCAGCCAACAGUCGCCGUCAUUGGAACAGGAUUCAGCGGUUUGUGUGCUGCCAUCCAAGUAAAGAAGCAACUGGGCAUCAAAGCACAAUUGUAUGAAAUUUCAGCUGACGUAGGAGGAACAUGGCACGACAACACUUACCCUGGAUGUGCUUGUGACAUCCCGAGUCCCUUGUAUUCGUUCAGCUUUGAAUUGAAUCCAGAUUGGUCUCAUCACUACAGCCCGCAGAAUGAGAUCUAUCAAUACCUCCGCAAAGUGGCAAAAAAGUACAACAUCUAUGAGCAAACAAAGUUCAAUACGGAGGUGAUCCGCAUUGAUUGGAUGCAAGAAAAGCAAGUGUGGAAGGUGGAUUCCAGACACACAGACACGGCUCAACCACAACCCAUUGUCACCGAGUACUUUGACUAUGUAUUUGCUGGUUUAGGCCCUUUGCGUGUCCCAAACAUCCCUCCUCAAUUCAAGGGUUUUGGUGGCGAAAUUGUUCAUACAGCAAUGUGGGAUUCUUCCAUUGAUUUCAAAGACAAGACUGUCGCUGUGGUUGGCAGUGGAGCAAGUGCCAUUCAAGCUAUUCCUGAACUACGCAGAGUUGCCAAACAUCUGAUCAGUUACCAGAGAACACCCGCUUGGAUUGCUCCCAGAGAUCAAUUUGCCUACUCUCGAGUCACCAAGUUUCUCUUGAGACACGUUCCCUUUUUGAUGCGCAUCUUUCGUAAUGCAAUUUUCUUUCAGCAUGAACUCUAUUAUGCAGGCUUUGGAUUCCAUGGCACAUUCAUUGGCAAAUUUGUCCAACGCCUCUUUGAAAAACUCACUGCUUUCAGGUUGAAACGAGUGGGCCGUCCUGAUCUAAUCCCCAUUUUGACACCUUCUUUCCCGCCUGGAUGUAAACGUGUCGCUAAAUCAGAAAACUAUCUGGAGGCAUUGGCUAAGCCGAAUGUCACUGUGGUACCAAGAGCUGUCAAGGAUGCUCAAAAUGAUAAACUGAUCGACUCUGAAGGUAAUUCUCGCCAAGUAGAUGUCCUGGUGCUGGCCACCGGCUUCAAUGUAGAAGGCUUUUUGGGUAAUUUAGAGAUCCAUGGAAGAGAUAAUGUUUCGCUCAGAGAUAAAUGGGAAAACAGCUAUCCAGACACAUACAAGGGUGCCACCAUUCAUGGCUUCCCCAAUUUCUUUCUUUUACUCGGCGCUGGUGUAGGUCUUGGUCAUAAUUCUGUUGUCACUGUCAUUGAAUGUCAAGUGCAAUAUGCUAUUCGUUGCAUGAAACAUGCACUCAAAAAUAACAUUACUGCUAUGGAGCCACAGCUGGAUGUUCAGAACGCCUAUACAGCUAAUCUAAAGCGACAAUUCAACGGUACUGUUUGGAAGAGUGGUUGCAGCUCUUGGUAUCUCAACAAGGAUGGCGAUGUUUAUGGUUUAUGGCCUAGUACAGUAACCAUGUUCUGGUGGAAAACCUUGAAUCCUGGAUACAAAAACUUUAUCGAAUACAAGAGACAGUAG
This is a messenger RNA of Mucor velutinosus, 1494 nucleotides long. RefSeq names its product serine/threonine-protein kinase gin4. Gene Ontology annotation, molecular function: flavin adenine dinucleotide binding; NADP binding; N,N-dimethylaniline monooxygenase activity. Bases 1 to 1494 code for a protein of 497 amino acids. The transcript has 8 exons. NCBI's taxonomy places the organism in Eukaryota, Fungi, Mucoromycota, Mucoromycetes, Mucorales, Mucoraceae. The record is from RefSeq and is a predicted model, not a curated record.